This is a messenger RNA of Xiphias gladius (swordfish), 429 nucleotides long. Its product is annotated as agouti related neuropeptide. NCBI's taxonomy places the organism in Eukaryota, Metazoa, Chordata, Actinopteri, Istiophoriformes, Xiphiidae. Gene Ontology annotation, biological process: hormone-mediated signaling pathway; positive regulation of feeding behavior; adult feeding behavior. The record is from RefSeq and is a predicted model, not a curated record. Gene Ontology annotation, cellular component: extracellular region. Gene Ontology annotation, molecular function: type 1 melanocortin receptor binding; neuropeptide hormone activity. The transcript is spliced from 3 exons. Bases 1 to 429 code for a protein of 142 amino acids.
AUGUUUGGCCCUAUGCUGCUCUGCUGUUGGUCCUUUAGUCUGCUGCGUCUCUCCUCAUCUCUGGUUCAUGGGAAAAUCCAGCUGGACGACGGUCCAGUUGCUGGCCGACGCACCGAAACCUCCUACAUGUCUGACAUUGGGAGAGGCCAUGCCCUCGACCCCGGACAUGAUUCUGCUCUCCUGCCUGUCAACUCAGUGGAGAAUCACUUCCUAAUGGAUGCAGGGUCCUAUGACGAGGACUCUUCAGCGGCCUUGCAGCUGCAGGGUCGGGCCAUGCGUUCAUCUCGUCGCUGCAUCCCUCAUCAGCAGUCAUGUCUGGGUUACCCACUGCCCUGCUGUGACCCCUGCGACACCUGCUACUGCCGCUUCUUCAACGCCAUCUGCUACUGCCGCCGAGUUGGCCACGCCUGCCCACCCACACGCACCUGA